This is a messenger RNA of Ochlerotatus camptorhynchus, 3011 nucleotides long. RefSeq names its product myotubularin (gene mtm). The transcript is spliced from 5 exons. Gene Ontology annotation, molecular function: phosphatidylinositol-3,5-bisphosphate 3-phosphatase activity; phosphatidylinositol-3-phosphate phosphatase activity. Lineage: Eukaryota; Metazoa; Arthropoda; Insecta; Diptera; Culicidae. The record is from RefSeq and is a predicted model, not a curated record. Gene Ontology annotation, cellular component: cytoplasm; membrane. The coding region runs from base 328 to 2151 and encodes 607 amino acids. Gene Ontology annotation, biological process: phosphatidylinositol dephosphorylation.
AUUGUCAAAAGUCAUGUAAAAUUUCCAUUUUCCUCCCGUAGCUACCCUACUUUGCUGAUGGUGUUUAUUAAUUCCGUUUUAUUGCCAAAUAAUUGAAUCUAAUUGUUUAUAUUUGGGUUCAAUUCAAUCCCAUCCUAUUGGACUGUGUUUUGUGAUAGUCGAUGAGCGUGUGGUUCGCAUGAUAAGCGAAAUAUUCUACGACGGAUUUUGCUCCAGUUCCAGCAGCGUUGCGUCAAUACACGUAAACACAGCAGCAUCAUCUUCGGUCAGCAGUGCCUAGUGGGGGCGUAGUCUCGGAUCUGGACAGAGCCGGUUCGGAUAGCGGUUAUGGAUCAUCACCACAAUUCGGACUUUCGUCGAAGUUCGAACUCGCUGGAUUCCGAUUCGAAGUCAAGUUCGUUGAACUCCAAACACGGAAUGGAUACGAUUGUUGCGAAUGAAUCUUCGUUUACGUAUCUCUCCGGGGAGAACAUGCAGGACAUAAAAAACGACGUGUCGUACAUUUGCCCGUACAGUGGACCGGUAGUUGGAACUCUGAACAUUACCAACUACAGACUGCACUUCCGGUCGCAACCAUCAACCGAUAAGGAUCCGGUAGUAAUAGUUGAUUGUCCUUUAGGAGCCGUGAGUCGAAUCGAAAAAGUCGGAGGAGCCAGCUCCAGGGGAGAAAAUUCCUACGGAAUCGACAUUUUCUGCAAGGAUAUGCGGAAUCUGCGCUUCGCUCAUAAACAGGAGAACCAUUCCCGUCGAACUGUAUUUGAAAAGCUACAGCUUUACGCCUUCCCAUUGGCUAAUAAUCAGCAGCUGUUUGCAUUUAAUUAUAAGGAAAGAUUUCCGGAGGACGGCUGGACCGUGUACGAGCCAGUCGCCGAGCUUCGCCGGAUGGGUGUUAACAGUGCCAACAAUGACACCUGGAGGAUUACGAGAAUCAACGACAAGUACGAGAUUUGUGACAGUUACCCUUCCGUGUGGGCUGUUCCCAAGACGGCAAAAGACGAUCUGGUUCGGCAGGUAGCCAAUUUCCGUUCCCGCAACCGUCUGCCCGUACUCUGCUGGAUACAUCCUAAGUCGUUGGCUACGAUCACUCGCUGCUCGCAACCACUGGUCGGGGUUAGCGGAAAACGGAACGAUGCCGACGAGACCUACAUCAACUACAUCAUGGAGGCAAAUGCUCAAUCGGAUAAGCUGUCGAUCUUCGAUGCACGGCCGAAUGCAAAUGCCAUUGCGAACAAAGCUAAGGGGGGUGGGUACGAGUCGGAAGAUGCGUACAAAAAUGUCGAGCUUACCUUCCUGGAUAUCCACAACAUUCACGUGAUGCGGGAGAGCCUGAGGAAACUGAAGGAAAUUUGCUUUCCUGCCAGUGACGACCAGAAGUGGCUUUCGGCGGUUGAAAGUACCCUCUGGUUGAAGCACAUCAAGUGUAUUCUGGCUGGGGCUGUUCGGAUUGUCGAUAGGAUCGAAAAUAUGCGCAUGUCGGUCGUGGUUCACUGUUCGGAUGGGUGGGAUCGCACAUCACAGUUGACGGCCUUAGCCAUGCUGUUGCUGGAUCCCUACUAUCGCACUCUGAAAGGCUUUGAAGUGCUAAUCGAGAAGGAAUGGCUCAGUUUUGGACACAAAUUCGAACAGCGCAUCGGUCACGGAGACAAUCACCACUCGGACGCGGAUCGUUCGCCCGUAUUCCUGCAGUUUAUUGACUGUGUGUGGCAAAUCACGAAGCAGUUUCCGCACGCUCUUGAGUUCAAUGAAUAUUUUCUGAUCACCAUUCUCGAUCAUCUCUACUCGUGUCGCUUCGGGACGUUCCUCUACAAUACGGAACGGGAGCGCGUUCAUAAUGAUCUGAAAAAUCGCACCGUCUCGUUGUGGUCGUUUAUAAAUUCAUCCCACGAACAGUAUCGUAAUCCGCUGUACGGCGGUCGCAAUAUGGCCAUCCAAACCGUGCUGAAACCGGUAGUUAGCAUGCGACACAUCCGCCUGUGGAAGGGCCUGUACUGCCGGUGGAAUCCGAGCAUGCGACAACAGGAUCCGAUCUAUCAGCGCACCCGGGAACUGCUGGCCUUGCAGGAACAGCUGCUGAAACAGGUGGAGGAAUGUCGACUGGAGAAGAACUCGCGGCCGCAUCAGUCCACGCGGUUGACUUCUCCGCUGCAUUAGGGAAAGGUGAGGAUGGCAGUUUUCUUCAUCGGAUUGAAUGAGUGGCUUCGAAUUGGACUGCAUGUGGUAGGUAUGGGUAUGUAUGGAUCCGGUCAUUUCCGAAAUAAGUAGUUUCCGAGAAAUAUUAUAUUAAAUUAAGCGUUGCUCCCAGUUCCAAUUGGGUUUUGAUCGGCAAUCAGGAGCGAAAUGACGAUGAGCAUUCCCAUAGCGCUUGAAGUCAUACCUACAAACCAGUGUAUCCAAAGUCUUAAGCGUUCCCGAAAGUGGAAAAGUUCAAGCAGCACCAGCACCAGUAUUGUGUGCAUUAUUAUAAUUAACUCACUGAGUAUAUCGAGAGUGUGCGUAUGUAUGCGUGGUCGGGGAAAUGGAUGCUCGCCGAGAAUGUAUGAACGCUAAAGCUGAUCAUUAGAUUUGAAUUAGCGAUAGGGAAGAAGUUUGCUCCAGUCUCCAGACACAAAGUAUCCUUAUAUAACUAGCUCUAGUGUAGACGAGAGUCUAAUAAUAAUAGUUCUCACAAACCAUCACUGCGGGCGCUGUUUGCACUGAGGAAACGCCACGCGUCUAUUGGUGAAUUCGCAGCGCCAUACGGCAGCAGCGAAAAGUUUGUAGUAGUUAUUAAAACAAUGUUAUUACGUCUAUUAUAACCCAUAACCCAUUCUGUAACCUUACUAUGUAACAACACUAGUAUGCAUAACUGACGGUAAUGAUUCUGCGAAGACGAAGAGAGACGAAGCACGCGUAAUGUGUUUUAGUUGGUAAGAAUCUGAAAGUAUAUGCUCUGCUCCAAUGUAUCCAUUACCGACCUUUUUGGUUUUUUUUUGCAAGUCUGUUUAAUAAAGACUACUCUAUUUUAAAGAAAA